UGGAAUCAAAUACUACUUUUUACCCCAGUGGGAAAGGCUCCUGGAUAUUAAGGUGUGGCGUAAUGCUGUGGCCCAGGCCUUCUUCUCUGUGGGUAUAGGGUGGGGGAGAAUGUCUAACAUGGCGAGCUUCAACGGGAUUCACAAUAACUGUUACAGAGACGCUCUGGCGAUUAUUGUGGUGAAUUGUCUCGCCAGCCUGUUCGUAGGAUUCAUCAUCUUCAUGUUCCUGGGUAACAUGGCCAACGAAACCCAAUUGCCAGUCUCAGAUGUAGUAAAAGGAGGCCCUGGUCUAGCAAUCAUGGUGUACUCCAAAGCUGUCUCGACAAUGCCUGGGUCUCAGCUGUGUUCAGCAAUAUUCUUCCUGUCGCUGUUCAUCAUUGGUCUGGAAGGCCAGAUAAUCCACGUCCAUACAGCUUUUAUGGCCAUGAAUGACGCCUUCCCAAAAUCUCUGAGAGGCUUAGAGUUACCUAUAACAGCUGUAUUGUGUUGUGCUGGCUUGAUGCUGGGAUAUUCCUGUGUCACUCAGGGCGGUAUCUACGUGCUGUCGCUGAUGGAUUGGUACAUCGCCAGCAUAUCAGUCAUGGUGCUGGUAGCAGCGGAAGUGUUGGUUCUGGCGUGGAUAUAUGGUGUCAACCGUCUGUAUGAUGAUCUGGAGAUGAUGAUUGGCUACCGAGUGUCUCCUGUCUGGAAGGCCAUGUGGCUUGUUGUAACACCUCUGUAUAUCAUUGUGUUGCUGAUAGGCGGCUUCAUUAAUUUUUCGCCUGUGAGUCCUGGCAGGACAGGCUAUCCGCCAUGGUCUCAGGCCAUUGGCUGGAUCAUUGCCAUGUGCCCUGUGAUUCCAAUACCAGUGGGAAUGGUGAUCGCCAUUCGGAAGGAAGAAGGUACCACUUUUAAAGAGAGGCUGAUCAAAGCUACUAAACCUAGAAAGGAAUGGCGGAGUAGUCAGAAAGAGGAGACCUCACAUGAGAAGAAGGAUUCACAUCAUGAGCUUGAUGACAUUAGUUCCGCUUAAACCUAUUGUCGUUGAUAAUAUUGCUAGAUGGGUGUUGGAUAUUUA
Messenger RNA from Haliotis rubra (blacklip abalone), 1057 nucleotides. RefSeq names its product sodium- and chloride-dependent neutral and basic amino acid transporter B(0+)-like. The coding region runs from base 110 to 1012 and encodes 300 amino acids. Gene Ontology annotation, cellular component: membrane. The record is from RefSeq and is a predicted model, not a curated record. Gene Ontology annotation, biological process: sodium ion transmembrane transport. The transcript has 9 exons. Lineage: Eukaryota; Metazoa; Mollusca; Gastropoda; Lepetellida; Haliotidae.